AUGAAUAAAAUAUUAAUAAGAACUUUUAAGAACGCUAGACUAGUACACACAUCAGCACUUCGUAGGAGCUCGGAUGACACAGGCCCGCUACUCAAGAAGAAGAGGAGAUUCUUCGACUUAAAACUUUUCAGGCAACACUUGAGGAGACAGAAGAUAGAAGAAAUAGAAAAGGAAAAACGGGAACUUUUAAAAAGCUGUGCAAGUGAGGCACCCAAAAAUUGGGACGUUAGAACUUUUUUAGAAAAUAUAGACAUAGGUGAGAAUAUUGAUGAAAUAGAAAAAUGUUUUAAGAGUUGGAAAGAUUUUAUUACAGUAACACCAAAAGAAUUAUUUAAUAUAGGAUGUAUAACAAAUGAACAGAGGAGAAAAAUAUGGAAGUAUGUAAAUAAGUGUAAAUAUGGUUUAUAUCCUGAAGAUUCGUAUGAUGACUUUGUUAAAAACUUUCAAGCUCCACCUUUAGAAAAUGAGAAUAAACCCUGGUCAAAAGAACAUGAAGAACAGUUAGCUUAUUAUUUAAAUUAUUAUGAUGUAGAUUUUGGAGACCCAUGGUUAUAUAUAUCGUGGAAAAUGAAAAGAACCUUUGAUGAUGUUCAAAAUAAAUAUAUUGAAUUAUAUUUAAAAGAAAAAAAUAAAAAAAGAAAGUGUGAAAUAUGUCUUACUAAAUGUACUACACCAUUAUUAAUGAACAGAAAAUUUAAAUUAGAUCCUCCUUUUAUUUUUUUUAUUCCUUCGUCAAUUAAUUUCCCACAUAUGACUAUUUUUGAUUAUUAUAAUAAAAAGCAAUCUAUUUCUUUUAAUCAAAAUACAUUCAAAGAGGGUUCAGAAAAAAGGGAAAAAAUCUUUUUAUGUGAAGAUACUUUGAAGGCAGAUCCACUUUUUCCUUCCUAUGGGUCUUUUAUUUUUUCCUCGAGUUUCUUACCUUUUGUUGACAAAAGGUGUUUUUAA
Plasmodium malariae is the source of this 945-nucleotide messenger RNA. Its product is annotated as conserved Plasmodium protein, unknown function. The transcript has 2 exons. NCBI's taxonomy places the organism in Eukaryota, Apicomplexa, Aconoidasida, Haemosporida, Plasmodiidae. Bases 1 to 945 code for a protein of 314 amino acids. The record is from RefSeq and is a predicted model, not a curated record.